GCCGCCCCCCGCUCCCGCUGUUGCCUGGUAACGGCCCCACGGGGGUGCCGCAGCGAAGGCGGUCCGGGCAGGCGUGGGUCGCGGCGCGGCGAUGGUGGACCCGGAGAGCGGGCUGUCGCUCACCAUCGCGCGGAUCGUGCAGCGGCUGCAGGGCUCCAGCCUCCACUCCCAGCUGGAGCGACAGGCCCGGGUUAGCCUACACAAGCCAGAAAUUAAACUGGAAUCACUAAAAGAAGACAUUAAGGAUUUUCUGAAGACAUCAGGUUGGGAAAAGAAGCUUCAGAAUGCUGUUUAUAGUGAACUCAAUGUGUUUCCUUCACCCUGUCAUCCUGCAGCACCUCCUGAGCACAUGAAAGAGCCAUUAGCUUAUAUGAGGAAAGCACAGGGAAGUUGGGAGAAACGAAUUCUAAAAAGUCUAAAUAGCAUGUGCACAGAACUCAGCAUCCCAUUGGCACAGAAGAGGCCAGUAGGUGAGCAGAAAGAACUGCUUAAUAAAUGGAAUGAAAUGGGAACUGAUGAGCCAGGAAAAAGAGAGGAAAAGGGGAAGACAGAGAGAGAGCAAGAGAGAGAGAGCGAGAGAGCGAGACAGAGAGAGAGAGAUAGAGAUAUAUCACCACCCGUGGAUCCAGCGGCAUCCGAUCUAAGUCUCUUCCGGCCUGUUUAUGCACCUAAAGAUUUUCUUGAGGUACUGAUGAAUCUUCGAAACCCAAAUUAUGAAAAUGGAGAGCAGCCAAGUUUCAGGAAUCAUCUGGGGCUAAUUCAGGUUCCUCUAAAAGUUAAAGAUAUUCCAGAAUUGAAAGAAGACUUCAGUGAGCUAGGCUUAAAUAUAGGACAGCUGGGUAUUGAUGAUUCAGCACAAGUGCCUCCUGAAUUCUUUGAAAAUGAGCAUGUACGUGUUGGGCAAAAAGUUUUAGCAGAGCAAGAUAGUGCUGCGGCUCAGCAGUAUGUUCGCCAGGGAUGUCCGACAGCGCUCCGAGCUGAUCUGUGGGCCCUCAUUCUGAACAUUUCUAAUCAGCCAGAGGAUAUCUUGUAUUAUGAACAGCUUAAAUCAAAUGUGAUUCAGCACGACCUUUUAGUGGACAGCCUGAUUUAUAAAGAUGUAAAGCUGACAGCAAGCAAUGAUGACUACUAUUUUGUAUUUGAGGAUUAUUUAUAUCAGGUAUUACUCUGUUUUUCCCGAGAUACAUCUGUGCUGGAGCACUUUACUUACAGUAGUGCCACCCCACCUAAAUCAUACAUACGAGGAAAACUUGGAAUAGAAGAAUAUGCUGUUUUCUACCCACCAAAUGGUGUAAUUCCUUUUCAUGGCUUUUCUAUGUAUGUUGCUCCACUUUGUUUUCUGUACCAUGAACCUUCCAAAUUGUAUCAGAUAUUCCGUGAGAUGUAUGUGCGUUUUUUCUUCAGACUCCAUUCCAUCUCUUCCCAUCCCUCUGGCAUUGUGUCAUUAUGUUUGCUGUUUGAGACUCUUCUACAAACCCAUCUGCCCCAGCUCUUUUAUCACCUUCGAGAAAUUGGGGCUCAACCGCUGCGAAUUUCAUUUAAAUGGAUGGUACGAGCAUUUUCUGGUUAUUUAGCUACAGACCAGCUCUUGCUUUUGUGGGACAGAAUCCUAGGAUACAACUCUCUAGAAAUUCUUGCUGUCCUGGCAGCUGCUGUGUUUGCUUUCCGAGCAGUCAACCUGAUGGAGGUGACAUCACUGGCUGCAGCCGAAGCUGUACUUGCUGACCUUUCAACCCUGAAGGUUAUGCCUCUUCUUCAAAUCUUCUUGUUUGCUACUGUCACUUGAUCUGCUUCAACAGUACUGAUACCACACUUCCAGUCUUUCAUUAGAAACUAAUAAUCAACUAUGCAAUGUCUGCAUAAAACCAAAAUUAAACUAUGUAUAAUAUUCAUUUAGAAAUCAUGACCUUAAUACAAUUUUCUAACUGAAAACAGUAACUUUGCACACCAGUCUGUGCACCACAUGCUACUGAAUUUCACCAUAAGAGCAAUGGUUCUUAUUUGUACAAGAAGAAUGAUUACUUGUGCAAAUGAACAGUAUGAAUCAGUGUCUAAUAUGCAUGUAAUGUUAAAUUAAAUAAAGGUAAUGUAACUAUUCAUCUAA
Molecule: messenger RNA, 2104 nt
Organism: Dromaius novaehollandiae (emu)
Lineage: Eukaryota; Metazoa; Chordata; Aves; Casuariiformes; Dromaiidae
Gene: TBC1D19
Product: TBC1 domain family member 19
Exons: 22
Coding region: 92-1786 (564 amino acids)
Source: RefSeq, a predicted model, not a curated record